Molecule: messenger RNA, 507 nt
Organism: Drosophila teissieri
Lineage: Eukaryota; Metazoa; Arthropoda; Insecta; Diptera; Drosophilidae
Exons: 2
Coding region: 20-373 (117 amino acids)
Source: RefSeq, a predicted model, not a curated record
AAAGUCAGUCAGUGUCAAAAUGUCGUCGUGGGUUGUCUCCACCACCGAACUGUGCGACUGUGGCGCCAAAGGUGCCAAAACCCCAUCCGCAUCCGCAUCCUCGCGGCGGCACACGCGUCUGAUCCUGCUGGUGUGGCACAACCUGGCCGAGAAGUGCCACAAGUUCGGUAGUUUUCUGCGCCGCGAAACGAAUAAGCCGCUGCCCAAAGAAAUGAGGCGAUCGUUACGUCUUAACAAAUCGGCACGCAGGAAAGGCUAUCGGAGUUGCGAGAGCGAGGCAGAAAAACGGCUGAUGAAAGAGCGUCUGAACGAGCCCGGCAACAUAUACAUUCGCAUGGGACCUGCCUACGACUAUAGGCCAUCGAAUUUCUGACCGAUCGGCCAAAUUACAUAAGGAUAUAGUUCUUCGAAUUUCGUAGCUCUGUUAACUUCUUACUCAGCUCAAGAUGUAAUGUUACUGUUAAGUGCCCGCUGUAAACUGUUAUUAAAAGUUGCAUUUUUACCGUA